UAAAACUGUGCGCAGGCCCCCUGACGCCGAGUCGACGACUAAUGAUCAGUGCUGCCUUGUCUGCCGUUGAGUGCGUAGCGACACUGUGAUCCGUGUUUACAUAAGAACGUUUCAGUGUUUGUUUAGUUUCACCAAUUUCCCCGAAACACACGACGUUAAAAUGGCUGACAGUGGUCUGAAAAGGAAUAUUCCCAUUAAGCUUGGUGACUUUUCUGUCAUCGACACUGAAUUCUCCAGCAUCAGAGAGAGAUUCGAUGCUGAAAUGAGGAAGAUGGAAGAAGAAAUGAGCAAAUUCAGAUCGGAACUCAUGAACAGAGAAAGCAACAACUUUUUCAAAAGCACAACAAGGUCUUACAAUUUCGAAUCUGUUUCUUCCGGAGGAGUAACCAAGUCGUCGGAGAGUAGCACCACAUCGUCACAGCACAGUGACAGCAGACAGUUGGCAGAGCCCAGCCAUUGGGAUAGCCUGAACUCGCCCUUGAUCCAGGAUGAGGGUGAUGGCAAGUCACUGAAGCUCCGCUUCGAUGUUAGCCAGUACACUCCUGAGGAAAUCGUCGUCAAGACUGUAGACAACAAAUUAUUGGUCCAUGCCAAGCACGAGGAGAAGUCUGACACAAAGUCCGUGUACAGAGAAUACAAUAGGGAAUUCCUGCUGCCAAAGGGCACCAACCCCGAGGCCAUCAAGUCGUCCCUCUCCCGAGACGGCGUGCUCACCGUGGAGGCGCCGCUGCCGCAGCUCGCCAUCACCGACAGGAACAUCCCCAUCCAGAAGCACUGAGCGUGCCCUCGCUAGCCGUCCGCCAUGACAGCAGCUAUUCCAUAAUACUGUUAAUAAUUUAUUUUAAUUUACGUUUUAUAAAUUUAAGAGGAGCAAUUGGCGAUAUUUAUUUAGAAUCUUUUAGAGAAUCUCAAAAUUUAUUAACACCUUAAUAUUUUUAUUGGUCAAUUAGUAUUCUCAAAAAUUCCAACCAACGAUAUUGAGCACAGUUUGCAUGUUGAAUGUUGCUUCAGUGACAUUUGCUUUCUCGACGAGUGAUAGGAGAUGUAUUCAGGCAAUUGUUACUUUUGUUUUUAUAUUGGGUAUUACGAUGAAGUUUUAUUUGUGUCCUAUAUACGAUUAAGUAGUUCUAGGAUCACCGUGAAUUGACAAAAUUGGCCUACAAGGAAAAAUAUUUCACUGAGCUUAAAUGUGUUCACGAUUAAUGAAUUGGUACAACUUGUACUUUGAUAUUAAAAAGGCUAUUCGCAAAUAGGCUAUGAAGACAACGAUGAUUGAUAAAGUGUCUUAUACCAUAUGUACAGAACUCCAUUUCGCUUAACACAACCUGCAUUGAGCAGAGCUAAUACAAGCACGUUAUAAUACACCAAUUUAACAGCUUUUAACAUAAUACACAUUUAUAUUUUAGUACAAACAGUUGUUACGAAUGUUUUAGAUGUCAAUAAAAUUUAAAAAGCUUUC
This is a messenger RNA of Spodoptera litura, 1459 nucleotides long. RefSeq names its product heat shock protein hsp21.4 (gene Hsp21.4). The record is from RefSeq and is a predicted model, not a curated record. Gene Ontology annotation, cellular component: nucleus; cytoplasm. Gene Ontology annotation, biological process: protein refolding; response to heat. Lineage: Eukaryota; Metazoa; Arthropoda; Insecta; Lepidoptera; Noctuidae.